This is a messenger RNA of Babjeviella inositovora NRRL Y-12698, 2919 nucleotides long. RefSeq lists its product as uncharacterized. The transcript has a single exon. NCBI's taxonomy places the organism in Eukaryota, Fungi, Ascomycota, Pichiomycetes, Serinales. The record is from RefSeq and is a predicted model, not a curated record. Gene Ontology annotation, biological process: transmembrane transport. Bases 1 to 2919 code for a protein of 972 amino acids. Gene Ontology annotation, cellular component: membrane. Gene Ontology annotation, molecular function: ATP hydrolysis activity; ATP binding; ABC-type transporter activity.
AUGCUCUUUACCGUGAUUGGUAACAUUCUUAUGAGUUUGCUCUUGGCCUCUAUUUUUUACAACUUGAAAGCUGACACGGAGUCGUUCUACUACCGUAACGCUGCCAUGUUCAUAGCAAUCUUAUUCAAUGCCUUCUCGUCCAUCUUGGAAAUCUUUGCCCUCUACGAAUCCAGGCCUAUUGUCGAAAAGCACAAGAGUUAUGCGUUGUACCACCCAUCUGCCGAUGCAUUUGCUUCGAUUAUCACCGAGUUACCAUCCAAGUUCUUUGUAUCCAUCGGCUUUAACUUGAUCUAUUACUUUAUGGUUAACUUCCGUAGAUCUCCGGGUCACUUCUUCUUCUACUACUUGGUUAGCAUCACUUCAACCAUUUGCAUGUCUCACUUGUUCAGAACCAUUGGUGCUGCUACUACUUCACACUCCCAAGCCAUGACCCAGGCUACCAUCUUGUUACUUGCAUUGACCAUCUACACCGGCUUUGUCAUCCCAACCCCUAAAAUGCUUGGAUGGUCUCGCUGGAUCAACUACUUGGAUCCAAUUGGUUAUGCAUUCGAAGCUUUGAUUUCCAACGAAUUCAGCGGUCGCACGUUUGCCUGUUCAAGAUAUGUACCAAAAGGUCCUGACUAUCUCGAUGCCCCCAAAGCUUCCACUAUCUGUUCUGUUGUCGGUGCUGUCCCUGGCCAAGCUUUUGUCUCGGGGGAAACAUACAUCAACACCGCCUACGCCUAUUACAACAAGAAUCGUUGGAGAAACUGGGGUAUCCUUGUCAGCUUCACCGUCUUCUUCUUAUUCACCUACGUUGUCCUUACCGAGUACAACAAGGGAGCUAUGCAGAAGGGUGAAGUUUUGUUAUUUCAAAAGAGAUCCUUGAAGAAGUUGAAACAGCAACAGAAAAUUAGCGAUGAGGAAACCGGUUCGUUGGAGAAGGUUUCUCGGGAACAAGAGGAGGAAGGCUCCUACAAUGAUAGUGACAAGUUAUCUGGUUCAAGUAACAUUUUCCACUGGAGAGAUUUGACGUACCAGGUUAAGAUCAAAACUGAGAACAGGGUCAUUUUAAACAAUAUCAGUGGUUGGGUAAAGCCUGGCCAAUUGACUGCCUUAAUGGGUGCCUCAGGUGCUGGUAAGACCACCUUGUUGAACACCUUAUCCGAAAGAUUAACCUCCGGUGCCGUUACCAACGGAAUACGCAUGGUUAACGGCCACCCAUUGGAUGACUUCUUCCAGAGAACCACCGGAUAUGUGCAGCAGCAGGAUUUGCACUUGGUAACCUCUACUGUUAGGGAGGCCAUGCGCUUCUCUGCCUACUUGCGCCAACCAGCUUCUGUCACGAAGAGGGAAAAAGAUGACUACGUUGAGUACUGUAUCGAUUUGUUGGGGAUGCAAAAAUAUGCUGACGCUGUCGUCGGUGUUGCUGGCGAAGGAUUGAAUGUCGAGCAGAGAAAGAGAUUGACCAUUGGUGUAGAAUUGGCUGCAAAGCCCAAGUUCUUGCUAUUUUUUGAUGAACCAACCUCUGGGUUAGAUUCCCAGACUGCCUGGUCCAUCUGCAAGUUGAUGCGCAAGUUGGCCAAUCACGGUCAGGCCAUCUUGUGUACCAUUCACCAGCCUUCAGCCAUGUUGUUGAAGGAAUUUGACAGAUUGUUGUUCUUGCAAAAGGGUGGUCAGACCAUCUACUUUGGCGACUUGGGUGAAAAUUGUAACACCUUGAUUGAUUACUUCGAGGAGCACGGUGCUCCAAAGUGUCCUCCUGAAGCUAAUCCCGCUGAAUGGAUGUUGGAGGUCAUCGGUGCUGCUCCUGGAUCUAAGGCUAACCAAGACUAUCAUGAGGUUUGGUGCAACUCCACCGAAUUUCAAGAAGUGCAGAGAAAUUUGGAUGUGAUGGAACAGGAAUUGAGCAAAUUGCCAAAGGAAGAUGCUGCUGAUGCAAACCAAACGUAUGCUGCUAGCUUGUGGCAACAGUACGUAUGUGUCACCCGUCGUGUGUUUGAACAAUACUGGAGGUUACCAAUGUAUAUAUACUCCAAGUUAGCGUUGGCAGUCUUUUCUUCGCUUUUCAAUGGGUUCUCCUUCUUCAAGGCCAACAAAUCCCUUCAAGGUUUACAAAACCAGAUGUUCUCAAUUUUCAUGUUGAUGGUUAUGUUUAACACCUUGGUUCAGCAGUAUUUGCCUCAAUUUGUGUCCCAAAGAGACCUCUACGAAGCCAGAGAAAGACCAUCCAAGGCCUUUUCGUGGGUUGCUUUCAUCGCCGCUCAAGUUACAGCUGAAAUUCCAUGGCUGAUCCUUUGCGGAACCCUUUCCUAUUUCUGCUGGUAUUAUCCAAUCGGCUUCUACCAAAAUGCCGUUGUUACUGACACCGUGAACUCGAGAGGUAUCAUCAUGUGGAUUCUCAUUGUGAUUUUUUAUGUUUACACCUCUACCAUGGGUCAGCUUUGUAUCUCGUUCAUGCAGCUUUCCGAUAACGCUGCUAACUUGGCAAACUUGUUAUUCACCAUCUGUCUUAACUUUUGUGGUGUAUUGGCUAGCGAGGAGAGGCUACCUGGUUUCUGGGUCUUCAUGUACAGAUGCAACCCCUUUACCUACUUGAUCCAAUCUAUGUUGAGCAAUGGCCUUGCCAACUCUUCAGUCACCUGUAGCUCUGAAGAGCUAUUGAAAUUCGUCCCAGCUGCUGGAAAGACUUGUGGUGAGUACAUGCAAUCUUACAUUUCCUCUUUUGGUGGUUACUUGGUGGAUGAGACUGCUACUGGUGUUUGUGAGUUUUGUACCACGGCUACCACCAACGAUUUCUUAGGCAGUGUCAAUGCUCGUUACUCUGAAAGGGGGAGAAACAUCGGUAUUCUUAUCUGCUUCAUUGUAAUCAAUAUCAUCGGUACUUUCCUUUUAUACUGGGCCGCCAGAGUUCCAAAGAAGAGCAGGGCCAAGAAAUGA